ACCCAUCGGCCGCCGAGCGACUGGAGCCGAUCGAGAGCGAGUGCCAGAGCCCGGCGGCGGAGCAGAGCGCGGCGCGGCGGCGGCGGGGCAGCGAGGCCGGCUGGUUCCGGGGACAAUAGAGGCGCUGGGCCUGGCUGCGCUGCGCGAUCGGGGCCGGGAGCAGAGGCAGGAUGCUGGCGCUCUUCACCAAGCUGCUGGACUGGUUCCGGGCGCUCUUCUGGAAGGAGGAGAUGGAGCUCACCCUAGUGGGGCUGCAGUACUCGGGCAAGACCACUUUCGUCAACGUGAUCGCGUCGGGGCAGUUCAAUGAAGAUAUGAUCCCAACAGUGGGCUUCAACAUGAGGAAGAUCACCAAAGGAAAUGUUACUAUAAAGCUUUGGGACAUCGGAGGCCAGCCUCGUUUUCGGAGUAUGUGGGAGAGGUACUGCCGUGGAGUCAGCGCCAUAGUAUAUAUGGUAGAUGCUGCAGACCAGGAGAAGAUUGAGGCUUCCAAGAAUGAACUUCACAACCUGCUCGAUAAGCCACAGCUCCAGGGCAUCCCUGUCCUAGUCCUUGGGAACAAGCGAGAUCUCCCUGGCGCCCUGGAUGAGAAGGAGCUCAUUGAGAAGAUGAACUUAUCUGCCAUCCAAGACCGAGAGAUCUGUUGCUAUUCAAUCUCUUGCAAAGAAAAGGACAACAUUGACAUCACCCUACAGUGGCUUAUUCAGCAUUCAAAGUCCCGGCGAAGCUGAGAGCCCUUCAGCCAGGUCUCGGAUUGGGAAGCUGCCAUUGUAAAAGCCCAAGCUCACCUCCUCCUUCCUAUUCCCCCAUCUCCUGCUCUUUCCACCCCUCUCGCCCACCCCUCUCUCCCUAGAUGGGUAUUUUUAGGGGACCCCAGACUCCUCUUCUGCUGAGACUGAACUCCUGUUUUUAUUGUAAAGAAACUGUCUGCCCCCCCUGCUCCCUACUCUGGUUUUGGCACUGUUCUGUUGUCGUCGGUGUGUGUACAGUAUAUAUAUAUAUAUGUAUAUAUUAAUUUUUUAAUUUAAGCAAUUACGCUGUUACUAAACUGGGCCUGUGAGCUGUCUGGGGGCAGCAGUGAUAUGGAUGGGGCUGGGAAAGUACCUAACUCAGUAUUGGGAACGUCACAAGCAUCCACAGGGUAAGGGCUGGAGUGGAGCGUGGCUUUCAGUGGUUCCUGUCUUCCUCUCUCCUUCCUCCUUGAGCACUCUCUGCUGCCUCUCUGUGGUGGAAUCAGGUACCCUUAGCAGGUUUUGCUUGUGUCUUUGCCUCCCCAAGCUGCUCAGUGCUGUGGUGGGGGAUUAAAAGCCUCACAGAGCAGUAUUGUUCUCAUUUACUCCUCUGGUCUGAAUCAAUAGGCGAGAGUCAGUGCUAUUUCUGCCCUGCCCCCAGUCCCGGGGGCAAAGACCUGUCCUGUUGUGUCCUAGCAGGAAGGAUGUGGUGGUCUCCCCAUGUGAGUUUAGCUCCCCCUCAUCGUGUUCCCAAAAACCCAGAAUGUCCUCUCCUUCAGCUGUCUUGCACUGCCCAUAUGUGGUGUCUGCCAAGUGCCCUCUUCAGCCUGUUUGCUGCCCUUUCUUUGAGUGAUUGGCAGAGGGUGCAUGACAAGCCCUCCUUGAUUGUAUGGAAGAGCUCAAGAGGGUUACCAAAGAGAGAGGGCCUGACCUGAGGGCUGGUUCAUUGAAAUUCUCAUCCUAGGCCUCUUGCUUAUGCAGUCACUUGUGCAUUAUUCAGCUCGGGAUGGGAUGGGGAGUGGUUUCGGCAUAAGUUUCCCUCAAAGCCCUUUUGGCAAGGGCUUAGUCCUGGGACACUUGCUUCAUCCAUACUCAUCAAAUCCUAGACCCUGUUGAUGUGGCUUCCAGAACAGAGGACAUGAGAAACCUUCUCUCCUGCGCUCUGUCUUGCUGGAGAUGUUACUGCAGACCACAGCCUUGUCUCUAAGAGCAAAGGUUUUUGUCAGUUUUCUGGGCUUGACUGCCCCCACCCCAACACACUCAUACUCUUAUGAAUCUGUUGAAAGUCCAACCUGCCUUUUCACAAGUUUGGGGGAAGGCAGUGGGAGUUGAAGAGAGGAGUUCUCUCUCAUGAAUAGGAGUGAGCUGUUGAGAAGUUUUGGCUUCACACAUGGCUGGGCAAUGGGGUAUCUGAGUUUCUAGGUACAGGUUGUACCAGGAAAGAGGGGGGGGGUAUUCCUGGGCAGGCUGCUUAAUUUGGACCAGUACAGUUGCUACCUACUGCCUUGUGCUGGUAUCUGUUAAAUCUGGGCUUUAAAGCAGCUGCAUGGGAGUCCAGGGAUGUGAUUAUGGGAAGGUUCAUAAAGCUUCGUGUGUUAGCCUCUCUGCCUCCCUAUGGAGAACAGCUGACUGCAGGCCACGUUUGGCUGUGUCUUCCUUGGCCCCAUUGAGCUGUGGGCAGGUGUGAAGCUGCAGGGCCCUUCCCAACCUCACCUGGCCUGGCCAAACCCCGCACGUAGCUGCUCCCGGGGGGGAGGGAGGACUUUCUAAACUGCAUCGUUUUUCUUCUGUUCUCAUUUUCACAGAAUUGCACAAGGAGAUAUGUUUUUUAAUUUAAUGAAUUGUAAAGUGUCAUUUAUUCCUUUUUAAAAUAUAUUUUGGCUUAUUUUGACCUUCUCUGAUGGGAAAUGAUUCUUGUAACAGUACAUUUUUUGCCUCCUAAUAACAAUAAAUUAACAAUUUUGUGUUGAUA
This is a messenger RNA of Eublepharis macularius, 2703 nucleotides long. It is a transcript of the gene ARL8A, whose product is annotated as ADP ribosylation factor like GTPase 8A. Gene Ontology annotation, biological process: anterograde axonal transport; protein transport. Gene Ontology annotation, molecular function: GTP binding; GTPase activity. The record is from RefSeq and is a predicted model, not a curated record. Lineage: Eukaryota; Metazoa; Chordata; Lepidosauria; Squamata; Eublepharidae. The coding region runs from base 171 to 731 and encodes 186 amino acids. The transcript is spliced from 7 exons. Gene Ontology annotation, cellular component: lysosomal membrane.